Geodia barretti is the source of this 3441-nucleotide messenger RNA. NCBI's taxonomy places the organism in Eukaryota, Metazoa, Porifera, Demospongiae, Tetractinellida, Geodiidae. The record is from the annotation of a GenBank genome assembly.
GACCUCUACCGCAUACUGGCAUCUCAAAGCUCCACUUCGGUGACUGUCAACUGUAGUACUCUCAGUGAAGUGCUGACAUACAACCUCGACACUGCUGGCUCAUGGCAGGAAUUUACAACUCCUGACAAAAGCUUCUGUUCAAUAACAUCUGACAAACCCUUACUUGUGAUGCAGUUUGCACUGGGGAACAAUGAAGAUGGGAUUGGAGAUCCGUUCAUGAUGAUGAUCACACCAGUUGAACAGUACAGUAACAACUAUGUUUUCAAUGUCUUGCCAGAGUUUGAAAUCAACUAUAUAACACUGUAUGUGACUCCUGAGGACUUUCAACCGGAAAGCAUAUUUGUUGAUGACACCAACCUUGAGAAUUCCACAUGGGUUGCAGUUUACUACUCCAGUGCAGAUAUUUGUGGAUACAUAACAAGCACAUCUCUGCUACCUGGAGAACAUCAACUCUAUCAUGCAGAUGUCUCAUCGCAAAUUGGUGUGUCCGCAUAUGGUUUCAACGCUUUUAACUCGUAUGGAUACCCUGGAGGAUUGCAACUGGAGCCAGUUCAGUUGGCAAUCAUCAGUUUCUCGCAGUCAGAGUUUACAGUGCUUGAAAAUGAAGAGUUUGCAAGAGUGAAACUUGUGCGAUCCGGUGACAUCUCAAGGGAGGCAGUUGUUCUCAUUGGAAGUGACCCUUACAAGGGGGACGCAGCUGCGAGGAGUGACUACAUGCCAAUAAUUGAAAUUCUGACGUUUCUUCCUGAAGAACUUACAAAGAGAGUCGAUGUUGUAAUAAACGAUGACACCAAUGUCGAGUUUGAUGAAAGUUUUUUUCUCUACCUCGUAAGUGGAGAAGGAGUCCAUCUCUCUCCGUUUCAAAGAGCUAAAGUUGUCAUUAGGAAUGAUGAUGGCAAAAUUACUCUCACACCUCGUUAUGGGAGUGAAAUUGGGGGCACCCCAAUCAUCGUAACAGGGGAUAAGAUUACAGCAUCUGCGGAAGACAAUGUCACUUGUGUAUUCGACGGAAUUGAAACUGAUGGAUUUGUUACAAAAGAUGGCCAGGUUCUUUGUGUUUCACCAGAGAUGAGAAGAACUGGACGAGUGCCCUUUAAACUUCAUAUUGAAGGAGAGAAAAAUAUGUUUAACGGGAUAUCUAUAUUUAGAUCGGUACCACAUGAAAGAGCUGCUGGAGUAAGUAUUGAAACCAACCCUCUUAUUACUAGUGGUGAUAUGGUAAGGCUGAGGUGGUCAAAGGAAGCAAUUCUACCCACUGAACGACACGAUAGAUACACAAUCAAUGUUGCCCUUGGUGAAUAUGAUGAAAAUUCUGCUAAAUGGGUUUAUACAGAAUUGGCUAAAGACAUGCCAAACACUGGAUACAUUGAAAUUGCUGUUCCAGAGCGCUCUCCCAAAGCCGACAAUGAUUCUGGAUCACCAGUUGUGUUUCAAAUCGGAGUGAGCGAAUCAAGCACUGAAACUCAAAUACGCAAACGUGGAAUUUUCAGAAACAUUAUCAAAAAUGUUAUCAGAGGCAUUACUUUCGUAACAAAAGUUUAUAUUUUAGUUAAAUACCCUAAAACUGAAGUGAUCCGUCGAGCGGCCUGCGAACUAUGGGGACUGGCAGAAUCAAGGGAGGCGUCACUACAAAUAUUGUCUGAGCUUCCUCCUUGUCCAUGUACUGUCUCAGAGAUUAAUGGAAAUAUCUUCAAACAAGAAAGCAUUGCAUCGGUAAUAUUCCAUCCUGACAGUGACAAAUGUUUUCGUCAAAGGAUGCCGUCUACAACGGCGGGUCAGCAAUGCUGCUAUGAUGAAGAUGGUGACAUCAUUGUGGGGCAGGAUAGCGGAGGAACUAUAGACUUUGUUGCUCCAAAAGACUUCAAAACUACAAUUGGCCACUUCUUUGUCGAUGUGGUCCCGCACAUAUUCUGUUGUACUCCACUGCUUUUAAGUAAAUGCGAAAAAUACUAUGAGUUCCGUCCCUCAGAUGACUGCUCUCGUACCAGACCACAACGACCAGCAUUUGCGAGGGGGAGAUCCUCACCUGGUAACACUGGAUGGAUUGCGGUACACAUUCAACGGUCGUGGAGAAUUCACUCUUAUUGAAACGCAAGGAGACAUGUUCACACUGCAAGGCCGUAUGACACUAGCCAAUGGUGUCAACAACAGUGCAGUAGCUGCCACGGUUUUCUCAGCCAUUGCUGCCAAGGACAAUGAUUCCGACACUGUUCAGUUCGAAGUUGAUGAAAACAACACACUGAUUGCAAUCGUUUCCGGAGAACUCAUAGUGUUUGAUCUUGCAGAACAAGAGUUUGAAAAAGUGACAGUGCAACAUCUCGGUGAAAACUCUAUUGAAGCUCUGUUUGCCAGUGGAGCAUAUGUAGUAGCUGGUGCAGAGAAUGGGUUUAUCGCAACCCUCCAGGUGAUCCUGCUGGAAGCCUACUCUGGCCAGGUCCAGGGACUACUGGGGACGUACAAUGGAGACGUGUCAGACGAUCUACUGCCUCAGUUUGGUGACAGACCACUCCCCCCUGACUCGAGCAUGGAAGACAUUCACAACGAGUUUGGUGUAACAUGGAUUGUGGACAGUGCUACCAAGAGCCUGUUUGUGUACCAGCCAGAACAUAACUGGGACUCCUUCUAUGAUCCUUACUUCGUUCCAUCUUUCGAGCCAAAUUUCAGUGACCCAACUCUAGAGUCAAAAGCAAAUGAAAUCUGUGGUGACGACAGCUCUUGUCUCUUUGACAUUGCUGCUACCGGAAACAUUGAUGUGGGAAUUUCAACUCUUGAAAGUUCAAAGAUCAUAGACGAAAUUUACACUUUCCUACUUCCAGUUGUGUGCAGUUCUGGGUGUGAGUUUGGAGCCUGUGUUGCUAAUGACACAUGCAAGUGCUCAGAUGGAUAUGCAGGGAAAUCAUGCUCUGAAAAAGUUGUGCAGACUUGUGAGGAGAACAUCUGUGAAAAUGGCGGCAGUUGCACGAGGCAUGUGAACGACUACACAUGUAUGUGUUCUCCUGGUUUCAGUGGCUUUCUCUGCGAGGAAGCUUUAGGUGAAAGCGACAAUGACGAAUCUGGGAAUACUGGAACAGUGGUUGGAGUUAGUGUGGUGAUAGUCUUACUGGCUCUCAUCUCUAUGACCGUUGUGGUGGUGAUAGUCCUGCGAAGAGCCCGUCAGAAGCGAAGGGGCGGUAUAUACCACAUAAAUCUGAGGAAUUUGACAUGCGGCAACCUGAAUUGUCUACAUCUAAAGAACAAAAAUAAAAAGGAGGAACAAGAAACUGCUAGAACUUGUAAAAGUAGUUGUAAAAAACACUUUUAUUAUCAUAGCAUGUUGAUUAUUUGUUCGUAGACUUAUUACUACAUAUUUUAUACUGUUAUUUCCCUUACAUGAGUGUCUCUGACCAUCACUGUAACAAUUCACCGUAGCCACCACAACUUACGGCAACAGUUUGAUCAGAC